UUGAAAAUUGUCAAACACCGGCGCCACACGGCGAAGAAGCCGUCCACUCUUUUCCUUUCCCGGUACAAGAACCAAAUUUUAGUUGACGGCACAGAUUUCUUCCCUUUUUUUUUAUUUCUUUAAAAAAUUCCGUCUUUUUUGGAAAUUCUCUAUAUAUACCUUCUUCUUCCCUUUGAUUUCGCAGUUGAGGAACAGCAAGCAAUACCAGAUCUCCUCUCUCUCUCUCUCUCUCGCGUAUAGGAACUGAAGCAGCAGAGCAAGGUAGAGACAUAAAAAUGUGCUUCGAAGCAUCAACAAUGUCCUGUAAUGCUCAAUUGCAGAGCUCGCCCUCCUUCUCCGCAGAGGCCAUGCAAUUCCUCCUAUCUCCUCGCGGGACCAAAUCCAUUUCUUAUGAAACGAGAGAGACGAGCUCCAUCGUUAAAGAGCCGUCUUUACAACUCGUCGACUACGAUUCUCUUCCAGAGUUUCUGAAGCACAACGAGUUCAUCCUCAACUACUACCGCUCCGAAUGGCCGCUCAAAGAAACAAUUCUCAGCAUCUUCUCCAUCCACAACGAAACCCUCAACAUCUGGACGCAUCUUAUUGGUUUCUUCAUAUUCCUCAUCCUCACCGGCUACGCCGCCUCCAUCUUCCCACCCGCGGCAAACAGCAGCAGCUCCAUGCUUCACCUCGGUUCAGGCAAUUCGUCAUACACCUUCACUGCUUUUCAAGACCUCUUCACCACCGUCGACCUCCAAAAACCGCAGCUUUUCCCACGAUGGCCUUUCUACCUCUACCUCGCCGGAGCCAUGUUCUGUCUUCUCAUGAGCAGCGCCUGUCACCUCCUGUCAUGCCACUCUUGCAAAACAAGCUACAUAAUGCUCCGCCUCGACUUCGCCGGCAUCUCCGGCCUCAUCGUCUCCUCAUUCUAUCCGCUCGUCUACUACACCUUCGCCUGCCAUCCCUUUUUCCGCAACGUCUACCUCUGCUCCAUCACCGCAUUCGGCCUCGCUACAGUCGUCGUCUCGCUCGUUCCGGUCUUCGAUUCGCCACAAUUCCGACCAGUGAUUCUAUUUGCCUGCAUGGCGGCUUCGGGGAUCAUUCCCAUCGCACACAAGAUGUUGGUGUUUGGGAACCGGCCGGAGGCGGUGCUGACGACCGAAUAUGAAGGGGUGAUGGCCAUGUUUUAUGGGAUUGGGGUGUUGGUUUAUGCCAUGAGAGUGCCGGAGAGGUGGUUGCCCGGAAAAUUUGAUCUCGCCGGACACAGCCAUCAGUUUUUUCAUGUCUUGGUAGUCGCCGGAGCUUAUACGCAUUAUCUGGCUAGUGUGGUUUACCUUGGCUGGAGAGAAGGGGAAGGUUGCAGAGCCUAAUUGUUUGAUUUCGUGUUCUAAAUGGGUCGGUAAAAUUACCUCCUUGUCAAUGGGUGAAAUUUGUACAGGGGAUUGGGGGGUGUUCUAUUAUUAAAUAUUUAUUAAUGUUAUAUUUAUUUCAUUUUAUGUGCCCUAAAGAUGGGAAGAAAUAGUCUUUA
Messenger RNA from Phalaenopsis equestris, 1507 nucleotides. Its product is annotated as heptahelical transmembrane protein 4-like. The record is from RefSeq and is a predicted model, not a curated record. Lineage: Eukaryota; Viridiplantae; Streptophyta; Magnoliopsida; Asparagales; Orchidaceae. Gene Ontology annotation, cellular component: membrane. Gene Ontology annotation, molecular function: signaling receptor activity.